AUGUCCGAAGAGCGUGAGAAGAACGUUUACUUCGCCAAGUUGGCCGAACAAGCUGAGCGUUACGAUGAGAUGGCCGAUUAUAUGAAAGUGGUCGCGGAGAGCGGUAGCGAGUUGACCGUCGAGGAGCGCAACCUGUUGUCUGUUGCCUACAAGAAUGCGGUUGGUUCUCGACGUGCUUCUUGGCGCAUCAUCUCUUCGGUUGAGCAGAAGGAGUCCUCCAAAGGUAAAGACUCUAAUGCGGAGAUUGCUAAGGGCUACAGAGAGAAGGUUGAAGCCGAGCUCCAGGAGAUUUGUGAUGCCAUACUCCAGCUGCUGGACAAGUACCUUAUUCCUAGCUCACAGACUGGAGAGUCCAAGGUGUUCUAUUAUAAGAUGAAGGGUGACUACUAUCGCUACAUUGCUGAAUUCAACUCGGGCGAGGGCAAGAGCAAGGCUGCUGAGAACGCCCAUCAGGCCUAUAAGGACGCCUCCGCCACUGCCCAGUCCGACUUGUUGGUAACUCAUCCUAUCAGACUCGGCCUCGCCCUCAACUUCUCUGUUUUCUAUUAUGAGGUUUUGAAUCAGCCUGAUGAGGCCUGUAAGAUGGCGAGAACGGCAUUCGAGGACGCCAUCGCUGAGCUCGAUAAUGUUAGUGAGGAAAGUUACAAGGACUCAACUCUUAUUAUGCAGCUCCUCAGAGACAAUCUUACUCUUUGGACAUCUGAUCAGGAUGGUGGCGAUGGUGCCGCCGCGUGAUGGAUCGCACGUUAUCGUGCACUCUGAUUUCAUUCGGCCAUGUGAUCAGUACUUUCUCGUGUGUAUCAUGGGGAUCGAUGGGUGCAUGGUAUCUCAUUGUUCAAAUCUGCAUGCGCCGAGCUGCGAC
This is a messenger RNA of Perkinsus marinus ATCC 50983, 862 nucleotides long. RefSeq names its product 14-3-3 protein, putative. Gene Ontology annotation, cellular component: cytoplasm. Lineage: Eukaryota; Perkinsozoa; Perkinsida; Perkinsidae. Gene Ontology annotation, biological process: signal transduction. The transcript has 2 exons. Bases 1 to 735 code for a protein of 244 amino acids. The record is from RefSeq and is a predicted model, not a curated record.